CUUUUCGCGCAUGCGCAAUGACGCGGUUUGGAACGCGCUGCUGGAGGAGUUGAAGAGAGCGAACGCGUUUGGAGCCUGAGUUGCUGUGUGCCUGCGGCGGCGAUCAGGCCAGCGGUGAGCUCCCCGGUGGUCCGCUGGUUGGUUCCCCCGUGAUGCUCGUCUGACUUGGCCUCGUCUUUCCCUCGGACGGAAUAAUUCAUGUCGUGAGUCUAACGUGUCGGCGUGAGUCUGGUUACUCGUUCCCAGCAACGUUUCACCUUCUCUUCGGAUGAAAACUGGUCACGUUGGUGGCGCAAGAGCCCUGGGCUGAUCAGUCGUAAACCUGCAGUGGACAGAGUCACUGGAAAUGACUGAGAGAAAAGCAUGGUGCCUUAGUCUUAUCCCGGUUCUCUUCUUCUUCAUCUCAUUUUUCACAUACUACUGUUCCUAUGCCAUAGUGCAAAGUUAUGCCGGCACCAGCAAGUCUGUCAAGAGCCACAACUCUUUGUGUGCUGGCAGGCUGACACAGAAGAAGUGGGAGAGCCUCGACUUGAACAUUAGCAGGCGGACGCAGCUCUUUCUAAAACUGGAUGAUUUCUUCUGGCGAGAACAUCUGUCAACGUUGCCGCUUCCUUAUGGCAUCAAGGGCAGCGAACUGCAGCUGCUGAAAGUUCUUGCGGUAACAGCCAAUUGUCAGAUGCCGGCCAACAUAGAAAACCUGGAAUGCAGAACCUGUGUUGUCAUAGGCAACAGCUUCGCCAUUAAAAACACAUCCUUAGGAGGCACCAUUGACAAAUAUGAUGUGGUCAUUCGACUGAAUGACGCUCCGGUGAGGGGCUACGAGGACGACGUCGGGAACAAGACCACAAUGAGAUUCUUCUACCCCGAAUCUGCCUCCUAUAAUCCAGGCUUGAACAACCAGCCUGGCACACUUCAGAUCUUUGUGCCUUUUAAGCAGCAAGAUGUACUGUGGCUCAAAGAGAUCCUCUACAACGAGAAGAGGGGCAGAAAAGGUUUUUGGAAGCCCCCUCCCCAAAUCUGGUUGGGUGAUUUUGCUCAAAUCCGAGUGCUGGACCCGCACUUUUUGCACCAGACGGCAGAGAAGCUGCUGCGAAUCCCCCUGAGCGCCAAGGGUAAACAGAUUCAUCCGACAACGGGAAUGCUUGCCGUCGUCGUUGCCCUUAACUACUGCGAUGUGGUCCACAUAGCUGGUUUUGGGUAUCCAAACUCCAGGAACCUCAAUGAUCCCGUCCAUUACUUCGACCAUCGUACUAUGAAAUCUAUGAAGAACUCUUACCAUGACCUCAGUCAUGAAGCUGAAGUCUUAAAAAGACUGGAGGACUCGGGUGCCAUCUUUUACCUACACCCGCAUUCAUGAGGCAUGUAUGAUAAGGUUACCAAAUCAAUUUAUGCAUAUGGUCUUCUAACUUGCAUUGUCAUGGUGUGCUGUUAGUGUACAACAAGGAUGUCCUUCUUGUUUUAAUAGUUGUAUUUCUCUUUAAGAAUAUAAACACACAAUCACAAAUGAUUCACACAGCAUUUCAUCUGCUCUCGGUUUGGAAAUAAUGUCAUUUAAUGGAGUUGCUUAAUUUAUUGUUUUUUGUCUUCUUUUUUUUUAAAAAUACAUUCUAGUGGUACUGGUACUACUGGAUAAUUUUUGUUGGACAAAAAAAUGAAAUGAAAUAAAUUUUUAAAAUAAACUUUUUGUAUUCAAUC
Messenger RNA from Hippocampus comes (tiger tail seahorse), 1695 nucleotides. It is a transcript of the gene st3gal4, whose product is annotated as ST3 beta-galactoside alpha-2,3-sialyltransferase 4. Gene Ontology annotation, molecular function: sialyltransferase activity. Gene Ontology annotation, biological process: glycolipid biosynthetic process. Lineage: Eukaryota; Metazoa; Chordata; Actinopteri; Syngnathiformes; Syngnathidae. The coding region runs from base 347 to 1357 and encodes 336 amino acids. The record is from RefSeq and is a predicted model, not a curated record. The transcript has 12 exons.